AUGCAUGUUGAGAAAAAUGUAUUCGACACAUUGGUGGGCACGAUUCUAGAUAUCGAGGGGAAGACAAAGGACACGAUCAAAGCUCGUCUUGAUUUGGAAAGAAUGGGCAUACGAAGGGGUUUAUGGAUGAAUAGGGACAAUGAUAAAGCUAGAAGGGAUCUUGCAUUCUUUUCUAUGAAACCGAAUGACAAGAAAGAGUUUCUAAAGUUUGUAUCGUCAGUAAAGUUUCCCGAUGGGUAUGCUUCUAAUAUCGCACGUUGUGUGAAUGUUGACGGGGCCUCCCCUCCUCCUAAACACAUGCUAGAGCUUUCACUUCAUAUACUGCAAGGUGAUUCUUGUUUAUGGCAAGGAGGUGCAGCUCAUUCUGGUGAAUUUGGAUCACCAGAAGAAACUAGUACAUUCAGAGUGUUCGAGAAGGCAAGGCUAGUGACUCUUUUGGAGUGA
This is a messenger RNA of Prunus armeniaca (apricot), 444 nucleotides long. NCBI's taxonomy places the organism in Eukaryota, Viridiplantae, Streptophyta, Magnoliopsida, Rosales, Rosaceae. The record is from the annotation of a GenBank genome assembly.